Messenger RNA from Betta splendens (Siamese fighting fish), 7929 nucleotides. RefSeq names its product nucleoprotein TPR-like. Gene Ontology annotation, biological process: protein import into nucleus; mRNA export from nucleus. The transcript is spliced from 55 exons. NCBI's taxonomy places the organism in Eukaryota, Metazoa, Chordata, Actinopteri, Anabantiformes, Osphronemidae. Gene Ontology annotation, molecular function: structural constituent of nuclear pore. The record is from RefSeq and is a predicted model, not a curated record. The coding region runs from base 126 to 7664 and encodes 2512 amino acids. Gene Ontology annotation, cellular component: nuclear pore.
GCUCUUGCUCGAGUCUGACUUGACGCUUUCUGUGCCAUCAACGGGUUUGCGGGUAAAUACGGCAGAAGUUAUUUCACUAAAGUUUGGCGUCAGUUUCUUAUUGUUUUUCGAGAGCUUAGGAGGAAAUGGCGGCCGUCCUGCUGCAGGUUCUGGAGCGGACGGAGUUGAGUAAGCUCCCGAAAGCUGCCCAAAACAAACUCGAGAAGUUUGUGACGGAGCUGCAGAAUGCUAACGAGGCGUUCAGGACACAGCAUGAGCGCUUCAAGGCAGACAGUGAACAACAGUAUUUUGACAUUGAAAAGAGACUAGCAGAGAGUCAGGAACACAUCCUGUCUGCCACGAGAGACCUGCAGACGGUCAAGGAGGAAAACAAAAAACUCAGUGAAGAGCUGAGCACCCUCAAAGGAAUAGAAGGAGACACCAAUGAACACAAAGCACCACAACAGCAAACAAAAGCCAGGUAUGAGAUUGAGGCAGAGAAGAGAGAGCUGGAGAGGCUACUGGAGAAGAGAACACAGGAAGCGGAGAACCUUACUGAGGAUGUGAAACGUCUGAGCGAAAAGCUAACAGAAACCAACAAAGUCAAGAUGGAGAUGCAGUUAAAAUUAGAUGAUUUAUUAUCAGCUGAGGCUUCUAUUAAGCACCGUGAGAAACGUAUGGAGCAGGAGAAAGAGUUACUUGAGAAGAAGAUUGAGUGGUUAACUGCAGAACUGAAGACCAAAACUGAUGAACUGCUAAACACUAACAAAGACAAUGGCAAUGAGAUACUGGAGCUGCAGGGAAGUCUGAAGAACAGCCAGGAGCAGGUCACCAGGCUGGAGGGACAGCUUGCUUCACAAAAGGAAAUUGGUGAAAGUCAGAGUAAAAGAGCUGAAGACCUCAACAAUAAACUGAAACAGGCUAAAGAUGAGCAGAGUGCAAUGGAAGAGAAAUACCGCAAUGAGCUUAAUGCUCAUGUCAAAUUGUCCUCACUCUACAAGGGAGCAGCAACAGAUAUGGAAACCAAGAACCAAGAACUGAACAGAGCAGUGGAAGAGCUUACCAAGCUGGUUAAAGAAAUUGGAGAAACCAAUAAGACUUUAGAGAAAAAGGUGACUGAGGGAGAAGAAGGAAAGAAACAACUUGAAGCAGAGUUGAAGGAAAAAAUCAACAUGAUGGAGAAAGAGUUGGAAAAUGCUACAACAACAAAUGCUGGCAAACACUGCUGCAUUCCCUCUUUUACCGAGGAGCAGUUAGAUUCCAUGUGUCCAUCAGCAGCUGCAAUUUCUGCAAUUGUCAAGCCUGGCAUGAAGUUCUUUGAUCUGUAUAAUGCAUUUUCAGAGUGUCAGACACAGCUCCUGCUUGAGAAACAGGAGACCAAGAGAGUAAACAAAGUCCUGGAUGAGAUUGUCCAAGAGGUUGAGUCCAAAGCACCUGUCCUGAAGCGUCAGCGGGACGAGUAUGAGAGCAUGCAGAGAUCUGCUGCCUCCAUGUGGAACAAGCUGGAACAGGCUCGAAAGGAGAUUUACAGUCUGCAGAAAGAGAAAGAGGAGUCCAAACAACUCUGUGACGUCCUGGAAAGAGAGAAAUUGAGGAUAGAGAGACAGCUAAAAGACACAUCUACACAGGUGUGUGCUCUUCUGGUGGAGCUGGAGGAAGCUAGAGGUAACCAGGUGACAAAGGACGACACCAGCUCUGCCGACAUUUCCAGCACCACAGAGGUCAUCAGUCCCCAGCAGCUGUCUUUCCGCAGUGUGGGUGAACUGCAGAGACAGAACCAAAGCCUUUUGGGAAGGCUUAGAGAACUGGAGGAGGAGAAGGAUCGACAGCAGAGCCUCAUAACAUCAACACGAGUAUCAGAGUUAGAGACUAGUGUGGAUAAACUUCAGAAGGAAGUUGAAGAGCUAAAGGAACAGAGGAAUCAGCAGAAACAGCUGGCUGAUUCCAAUGGCCGACAGAGAGACAUGUACAAGGCCCUACUGACUCAGAGCACUGGAUUCACCCUGCCUCCUCAAGGUCAAGAUAAUGCACCCCAGCCUGCUCAAGUUCGACCAUCAGUCCCUGCUACUCGCUCUACUCCACAAAGAGCUGCUGCCGCUGAGUCAGCACAGAGUGCUCAGGUUAAAGCUGCUGUAAAACAGAUCAAUGAUUCCUUCAUUCUGUAUAAGAAGGAGAAGGCAGAAAAUGACAGGAUGCUUAAUGAAACCAACGACAGGCUGCAGAAGCAGGUAACAGAACUUGGGUCCAGGCAAGCCAAGCUCACCUCUCAACUUGAGUUCAGCAACAAGAGGUAUGAAAUGCUCCAGGAGACUGUAUCAGCAUACCGCAGAGAAAUCUCUGCCCUACAAGACAGGAACCAAAAAAUGGCUGCAACAGCCCAACGCCAUGAACAUGUCAUUCUCACAAUGACCCAGGACCUGCGACAGGCCAAUGAAAAACUAGCACUGAGCGAGGUACGUAUGGAGAACUUGACUAAAGAGAAAGACAUGUUAAGACAAGCAGAAAGCAGACUGACGCAAGAGAAGGAAGCGAUGCUAGCGGAGCAGCGUAACCAGAACCUGCUGCUCACCAACCUCAAGACCAUACAGUUAACAACAGAGCGUAUAGAGACAGAGACCCGCCAGCAACUUAAUAACAAGAUUGAGCACCUGGAGACAGAGCUGGCAUCAAUGAAGACCAGGCUGGAGCAGGAAGUAGCACAGAGACAUGCCCUCGGUCGCACUAUGGAUGCCCAGCUGUUAGAGGCCAAGAAGCAACUGGAGACUCAAAACACCUUACAGCAGAAGACCAGAGAACUGUUGCGUGGCGCUGAGCAGCAGGUGGUAGCACUAAAAGCCCAGGUGGCAUCUGCUUCUGCUACUACAUCAAUGUCUGAGACCAGUGCGACCUCAGCCGGCACCACCACUCCAGCUGGCAGAGCUGCAUCCCUUAGAGCCCCACUAAGAGUACGGUCUCCGGGGCCAGCAGCCUCCCAGCAGGCCAGCCAGUUAGAGCAGGAGCUUGCAGAGGUUAAAGGUCAUCUGCGCACUGCUGAGGAGCAGAUUAACAAAUUAACAGAACGGCUGGAGAACGCUAAUGAAACUGUGGAGCAGUACAGAGCUGUGGUACAGACUCUGGAAGACAGUCUGAAGAAAGAAAAGGAGUCUCGCUCUCCUCUGGAGCUUCGACUGAAGGAGUCAGUAGAAGUGCAGCAGCAGCUGGAGAAAAGGAUUUUAGAAGCAGAGAAAGCGAAGCAGCAGCAGCAAGAAGAAAAGAGGAAGGCUCUGGAUGCAGUGGAGAAACAAGUCAUUGAGCUGCAGCGCAGCCUGAAAGCCAGUCAGGCAGAGCAGCAGGAGGCGCUGGAGAGAUCCACUGCUGCUGUUACACUGGAACAGAAGGCCAUACAGGAAAGCCUGCUACAGACAAAGCUGGCUGGAGAGGCACAGGCUAAAUACGAGCGGGAGCUAAUGCUUCAUGCUGCUGAUGUGGAAGCCCUGCAGGAGCUUAAGAAAAGAUCCCAACAAGAAGCAGCACAAAGAAGGGAGUUAGAGGAGCAACUGGCCAAGACUUCCUCCCUCCUCCAGGAGAAAGCAGCAGCUUGGAACACAUUGGAGAGGCAGCUGAAGGAGGAACUAUCAAGCCAGAGCAGGCGCUGUGAGGAGCUGGGGAAGCAGAAUACUUUCUUGCACGAGCAGAUGGAUGAAAUGGCCUCCAAGAACCGACAGCAGCAACAGCAACAGCAGCAGCUGGACCUGUCAUUCAGCGAGGAAGGGAAGACCACUGAACAGAUACUUGAAAUUCUCAGGUUUGUGCGGCGGGAAAAGCAGAUCGCUGUGGCUCAAAGUGAGGCAUCUGAGGGAGAAGCUCUUCGCUACAAGGAGCGAGUGAAACACCAAGACAGAGAGUUAAAAGAGCUGCAGGAAUCUUUGAAUGCUGAGAGGGAAAGGAUGCAGGCUACAGCCAAGACACUGGCCCAGCAGGAAGAACAGCUGAAGAAGAUGGAGACUAUUGGUGCUCUUCAAGAAUUGAACAAGAUGUUGAAAAUGGACAAAGAUAAACUGGAGCAGGAGCUGCAGCAAGCUCAGGCCAAAGUGACAAAGCUCCAGUCGGACAUCAGCCCGCUGCAUCACUCGUUGUCUCAGCUGUCAGAGAAAAACUGCUCCCUGCAGGCUGAUAAGCGACUCCUGGAGGAGGACCUCAAACGCUGGAAGAACAGAACACAAUCGCUGCUUAGUCAACAGAAGGAUGGCGACCUGGAGGAAAAGCAAAAACUGACCAAUGAGAGAGAGGCUCAGCAGAAGCGCAUCGCACAGCUAGCUGAAGAGGUGGCCAAGCUAAAGACGGAACUGGCCAGAUCCAGUGGCAGCAAUAACUCUGCUCAGUCUCAGAUGCAAGCCCUCAGAGACGCUGUGGCACGUCUAACGUCAGAAAGAGACACUGUGAGGAAAGACCUGGAAACAAAGACCAACGACAUCCUGGAGAAAAACAAGACCAUCACACAAGUCAAGAAGAUUGGGCGACGCUACAAAACCCAGUAUGAGGAACUUAAAGCCCAGCAUGACAAGAUGGUUUUGGAAACGGCAGGUAAACCAGGAGGUGAAGCAAAUCCUAGUCAGGAACUACAGCAGGCAUUCAAUAAAGCUCAGGAGGAGCUCAACAAGACCAAAGAGGAACUGAACACCCUGAAAGAAGAUGUGCAGAAAAAACAGGAAGAGACUCAGAAGUCCCAGCGUGAGUUAGACAGUGCCCUGAAGGAAACUCAGCAGACCAAGGACAAGCUGCAGGAGGUUCAGAACCAGCUAACACAGGUUCAGUCCCAGUUGUCCCAAUCACAGUCUCAACUGCAGCAAAAUCAGAAUCAGCUGACCCAGACCCAGAAAGAGCUCCAACAAGCCAAGACCCAGGUCCAGCAGGUACAAAACCAAUUGAAAGCCACUCAAUCUCAAGCUCAAGCUCGUCAGAAUCAGAUUCUGCAAAUCCAGAGGGAGCUCCAGCAGUCUAAAGAAGUCCAGCAGCUCAACCUCACUCGUCAGGAAGAGCUUCAACAGAGUCACAGCCAGGAAGUUGUCAAUCUCAAGACUGCUCUAAGCCAAGCAGAAAGCAAAGUGACUGAGCUCAAAGGGCAGCUUGAGAGUCUGCAUACGACGGUUGCUGAGCGUGACGCAUGCAACAAGAAUCUGCAGGAGCAGCUAACUGAAGCCAAGCAGGCUAACGAAGCUGGCCGAGCCACACCCAGGCCACAUCCCCAGGCCAGUGAUGCUACUGCAGCCAGUGAUGCAAACCAGGCACUACAAGAGGAGCUGGCAAAACUCAGACACGAGCUGUCUGAGACGAAGAAUCGAGAGGAGCAGAUUAAACAGCAGAUGGCUGACAAAGAGGAAAAGACUAAAAAGGCCUUCCUUGGAGCCAAGACCAAAAUCAACUUACUAAACAAUGCUAAAGAGCAGCUCAGUCGGGAGGUGGAGGAGCUUAUACAGAGUAAGGAAGAACUAGAGGUGAGGAUGAGUGCCCUCAAGUCUCAGUAUGAAGGUCGACUUCUUCGGCAAGACAGAGAACUGAGAGAGCUGAGAGGUGCACAGACACACACUGACCCCAGAGAUGAACAACAGGAACAGGGUGGAGUGAAGGUGGGUGACCAGCCCAAAUCAGCGGACCAGAGACAAAUAUCUUUGAAAAGCACAGCUCAAGACAGAGGAUGUUCCAGCAUGUCAGAGCCGCCCACUGCUAAUAUCCGCCCUACCCAAAGUACUCCAUCUCCCAGCAACAAGCCUAGCCCCUCAACUGGCAGCAAGGCCACGCCGCGUGCCAGCAUUCGACCCAUGGUUACCCCAACAACUGUCUCCAUUCCGACGCCUACUGCCACUGUUAUGCCAACUACACAGUCUGAAAGCCAAGAAGUGCUGCUGAGUGUGGGAGCCUCAGUACACUCUACCACCUCCAGCCUGGUGAAUGCACCCACCUCUAUAACGCAGCCAACCAGCACACAGACCACAGCAUUUGUCCAGCCCACCCAGCAGCAGGCAACCAAUCAGGAUGCAGGGCCCAGCAUUGAGGUUGAGCGACCAACUACAUCCUCACUGAUGGGAGCAGCAGGAACAAAGCGUGGCAGAGAGAAUGAGGAGGAAGAGGAGAGCAGACCAGAAAGCUCACACACACCACCGACCACCAAAAAACUACGUCUUAAACCAACUAUUGCAAUGCAGAUGGAAGGUGAUGAGGAGAUGGAAGGAGAGAUGCGGGAUGAGGAAGAGCGACAGGAUUCACCAGAUGACGCUCAGGCACUUCCAGAGGAGGAAUUCCCGGUCUUGGCUGACAACGAUGAGGACAUUGAGGAAGAGGGUGCGUCACAGUCAGUCCCCUGCGAUCAGAUGUCCUCUCAGGGCUCCAUAGUCCGGGACGUGAUUGUGAUUGACACAGACAGCGAGAGCCGUGAGAGCAAAGAGGGCGAGGAAAAGCAGGAAGAUGCCGAUGACAAAGAGGAGGAGGAGGAGGAAGAAGAGGAGGAGGAGGAAGAGUAUAAAGAUGAGGAAGAUGACGAUGAUGAAGAUGAGGAUGGUGCUGGUUAUGGUGGAAUGAGAGGAGGAAACGAAAGUAAUGAGGCGAGCAGGGAGGCUGAGGGAGAAGACGACCCAUCAGGACCUUCCAGAACUGAGGAAAAUGUGUGUGGGACGUCUUCAGACUCCCAGCGUCCCUCUGAGGCGUCACACAGUGGUGAAGGCAGCAGUAGCCAUACAUCAGACUCUGACUCCCUCAGAGAGCCUGUGCACCUCCCCCCAGCCGCCUCCUUGUCCUUGGGACCUUCCCUCACUUCUUCACUCACACCUCGCCUUCCCCAUCCCCGUCGGCUCUCUCACUCCCUCCCACCAAGGCUCUAUAUCCAGCCUCCGGCUUCAGAGCUGGGGCCUCCACACACACAGCGACAGUCCUCCCAGCUGCGCAGACCUUCAGUAGGACGUGGACUUCAAUUAACUCCUGGAAUAGGCAGUACGCAACAUUUCUUUGACGAUGACGACCGGAUGGUUCCCAGCACUCCCACUCUGGUGGUCCCUCACCGCAAUGAUGGCUUCGCUGAGGCUAUACAUUCUCCUCAGGUAGCAGGUCUGUCCACCAGGUUUAGGUUUGGUCCUCCAGAAGACCUGCUGGCUCAGACAUCAGCCUCACACUCUGACCUGGGACAGCUGGCAUCUCAAGGAGGUUUGGGAAUGUACGAGUCACCCCUGUUCCUGGCUGCUCACGAUGAAGAUGGAGGAGGAAGGAGCGUGCCCACCACACCGCUCCAAGUGGCUGCACCAGUGACAGUGUUCACAGAGUCUGCACCCUCGGACAGUGGUGACAACAUGUCCUCCCAGUCUGUUCCUAUGGUAACGGCCUCUACUAGUAUGGCUACACCUGCAGACGACGGAGAUGAGGUCUUCAUGGAGCAGGACAGAGAAGGUGCUCGUAUUGAAUCUCCUUUAGAGGGUCAGUCAGAUAUGGACCCAGCCGGACAGCAGAGUGAUGAUGCAUCACUGCCAUCCACCAGCCAAGAACCUGACACCAGCAAUGUUCCUCAACGCCGCACACUCCCCAGUCAGCCUCUGAUCAGCAGCAUGACCGGCAGAGGAGGCAAAGCAGGGAGAGGGGAAGCCAGGACGUUACUCAACCGCAGAGGAACCAUGUCUAGAGGAGGAAGGGGGGGAACAAUGAGUAGAGGAGGCAUCUCAUAAUGCAGAUCUUAGCAGCCAAUCCUGUCAAAGAAGAAAAUGUAGGCUAAUGCGUAAUUGGCUAAAUUCCUGAAUUAGGAUUUAUUUUUUUGGUCCAAUCAAAUGCAAAACAUCAGACCCUUGUCUUAAAAUGCAGUUAGUGAGUUGUACUUCUUCUGUCAGGUGUAUUCAGAUGAGUAGCUCUUUUUAGUUUCUACAUUUUGUUUUAUCAUUGUUUUGUUUAUAAACAUGUUGUAAUAAUAAAGUAGCAGCAAUAUAUAAAAAUGUC